Spodoptera frugiperda (fall armyworm) is the source of this 1155-nucleotide messenger RNA. Its product is annotated as cyclin-dependent kinase 11B-like. The transcript has a single exon. Gene Ontology annotation, biological process: regulation of mitotic cell cycle; protein phosphorylation. Bases 1 to 1155 code for a protein of 384 amino acids. Lineage: Eukaryota; Metazoa; Arthropoda; Insecta; Lepidoptera; Noctuidae. The record is from RefSeq and is a predicted model, not a curated record. Gene Ontology annotation, molecular function: ATP binding; cyclin-dependent protein serine/threonine kinase activity. Gene Ontology annotation, cellular component: nucleus.
AUGAAUUCUGUGAAGAGUUUCAACAUGUUGGAAGAAGUGAACCUAGAUUUACAGAACUGUAGAUCGAUUGAGGAGUUCCAAUUUCUCGAUAGAGUUAACGAAGGAACAUUUGGAGUCGUUUACAGAGGAAGCGACAAGAAAACAGGCGACAUUGUUGCCCUAAAACAUUUCAAAAAAAUUAAUGAGACGACCGGAUUCUCCAUCGCCGCGCAGAGAGAGCUCGACCUACUGAUGGAAAUGGAGCACAUCAAUAUUGUCACAGGACACGAGAUCGCGGUGGGCUCCAGAAGUGACGAGGUAUUCCUAGUUAUGGAAUAUGUGCCCAACGAAAUUAACAGUUUAAUGCACACAAUGCGUAACAACAGAGUAGCGUUUGGCCCCGAACACGUAAAGUGCCUCAUGCUUCAAUUACUGACCGCCGUUCAAUAUCUCCACCACAGCAGUGUAUUUCACCGCGAUCUCAAACCAUCCAAUAUUCUAAUUACUGAAGAUGGCAUACUGAAGGUGGCAGAUUUCGGAAUGGCCCGAGAUUUUGAUAUCCCCUAUCAGCAAUAUACGCCGGUUGUGGUAACGCGCUGGUACCGUGCGCCCGAGCUGCUACUACGCAGCAAAACAUACGGCACUCCCAUAGACAUGUGGAGUGUCGGGUGCAUAUUCGCUGAGCUGAUGAAUUUGCAGCCUCUGUUUCCCGGGUCAUCCGAAAUUGAUCAGUUAAAAAUAAUAUUCGAGGUUCUGGGUACACCAUCAGACACAGUUUGGCCCGGCUAUACAAAGUUAACACUGGCAAGCAAUAUAAUAUUCGACGAGUUUCCAUCGGGCGGGUUGCGCAAGAAGAUGAACCAGGACCUACUCACGGAUAACGGAUUUUCUUUGCUGCUUGAAUUGUUGACAUAUGAUCCGACAAUGCGCGCGACAGCAACUGAAGCAUUGCUGCACCCUUACUUUGACGAGCAGCCGUUAGCGGUGGAGCCGGCCAUGUUUAUGACGUCGCUGUGGUCAGAGUACUCCGGCUCUGACUCGGGAAAUGACCAGCAGUACUCCGGCUCUGACACAUGGUACGACGAGCAGUACUCCAGAACUGAGACGGUAGAAGAUCUUACCUCCGCUUCAAGAUCUUCCGUUGGUACAUCGGACAACGAUGACGGUGCGACGUAA